Messenger RNA from Malus domestica (apple), 2767 nucleotides. RefSeq names its product probable auxin efflux carrier component 1b. NCBI's taxonomy places the organism in Eukaryota, Viridiplantae, Streptophyta, Magnoliopsida, Rosales, Rosaceae. Gene Ontology annotation, cellular component: membrane. The record is from RefSeq and is a predicted model, not a curated record. Gene Ontology annotation, biological process: transmembrane transport.
AACUGAAUUACUCACUUUCCCUUUGUCCACAGAGAGAUGCCUGUUCCCAAGUCCCUUCCCAAAAGACUUAAAUAAAGCUUCACAAAAGCCCUCAGCUUUUAUUUCUUUGUCUGCCAUUAGAAUGCCAUAAAUAUAACCCACUUUACUUGCUUUUCUCCCAUAUCCCCACUUGACACCUCCACCCUCCCUCUCACUCUCUCUCUCUCUAGACUGUAGUUAGAGAGAGAAUCAACACUCCGGUCAUUUUCCGGCAAUUGCUUUCAUCUCGCCACUUUACUCACCUCUGUCAUCGACUCUCUCCACGAAUAUAGGUUGAUAUUUUGCUUUCAAACUCACCCACAGAACCUGAUUCUCCUUCUGAUUUCUGCAAAAUCUCAACUGGGUUCUUAUACAAACCCCAUUUUCCCAUCUUCGCAGUGCUCAAAUCCCACAAAAACGCAUCAAAAACAGAGAAAGUCUCUACCUUUAACCAAACGAAAACAUGAUCAGUUUCACAGACCUGUACCACGUCCUCACCGCCGUUGUGCCGCUGUACGUGGCCAUGAUCUUAGCCUACGGCUCCGUGAAAUGGUGGAAGAUCUUCAGCCCCGACCAAUGCUCCGGCAUCAACCGCUUCGUCGCUCUGUUUGCAGUUCCUCUGCUCUCCUUCCACUUCAUCUCCACCAACAACCCCUAUGCCAUGAACUACAGGUUCAUAGCGGCUGACACGCUUCAGAAAGUCAUCGUCCUGUUGGUCCUAGCCGUGUGGUCGAGAACCAGCGCCAGAGGCUCUCUCGAGUGGUCCAUCACUCUUUUCUCCCUCUCCACUCUGCCCAACACUCUGGUCAUGGGGAUACCCCUUCUGAAGGGCAUGUACGGUGACGCCUCCGGCAGCCUCAUGGUCCAAAUCGUCGUCCUCCAGUGUAUCAUUUGGUACACUCUUAUGCUGUUCCUCUUCGAGUACAGGGGCGCUCGCCUCCUCAUUGGUGAACAGUUCCCGGACACCGCCGGCUCCAUCAUUUCCUUCAGGGUCGAUUCCGACAUCAUUUCCUUGGACGGAAAAGAGCCGUUGCAGACAGAGGCCGAGGUCGGAGAAGACGGGAAGCUCCAUGUCACUGUCAGAAAAUCGACGAGCUCUCGCUCCGAAAUAUACUCCAGAAGAUCCCACGGACCCAACUCCGGCGUGUCCUUAACCCCAAGGCCUUCUAAUCUCACCAAUGCUGAGAUUUACAGCCUUCAGUCUUCGCGAAACCCGACUCCCAGAGGCUCCAGCUUUAACCACACUGAUUUCUACUCCAUGGUGAACGGGAAAAACAUGAGCAAUGCGAGUCCGAGGCAGUCGAAUUACGGGAAUGUGGGGUUUGAUGAGGAGGCUAGAGGAGUUGGGGGGCCCAGAGGAGCAGCAAAUGUGGGGAGUUUGGGGUAUCCGGCGCCUCCCAGUGCCGGGAUAUUCUCUCCGGUGACCGGACCCGCCGCUGGGGCAAAGAAGCAACCCAAUGGCACCGAUGGUGGCAAAGACCUACACAUGUUUGUUUGGAGCUCAAGCGCUUCGCCUGUGUCGGAAGGAGGCAUUCAUGUUUUCAGAGGAGAAUAUGGCAAUGAACUUGCUGGGGUUGCUGCUCUCCACAAAGAUUAUGAUGAGUUUGGCCGAGAUGAGUUCAGCUUCGACAACAGGCCGGCUUCAAACGGGGCUGAUCGGGAAGGUCCGGUGCUUUCCAAGUUGGGUUCGAGCUCCACCUCUGAACUCCACCCCAAGACAGCUAAUGGUGGUGAAUCAAAGACCACAGCCAUGCCGCCUGCUAGCGUUAUGACCCGACUCAUUCUUAUUAUGGUUUGGCGAAAACUGAUUAGGAACCCAAACACUUACUCCAGCCUCAUUGGCCUCACCUGGUCUCUGGUCUCCUACAAGUGGCACAUUGUUAUGCCUGCAAUUGUAGCCCGUUCGAUAGCCAUUCUGUCUGAUGCAGGUCUUGGAAUGGCCAUGUUUAGUCUUGGCUUGUUCAUGGCUUUACAACCACGGAUGAUUGCUUGCGGAAAUACAGUUGCUUCCUUUGCUAUGGCAGUUCGAUUCCUCACUGGGCCGGCUGUCAUGGCAGCGGCCUCAAUUGCUGUUGGACUGCGAGGUGUUUUGUUGCACAUUGCCAUUGUACAGGCAGCUCUUCCACAAGGGAUUGUUCCGUUUGUCUUUGCCAAGGAAUACAAUGUUCAUCCUGACAUACUAAGCACCGGGGUUAUCUUCGGAAUGCUAAUCGCUCUUCCGAUCACAUUGGUUUACUACAUCUUGCUAGGGCUUUGAAACGGAGAACCUCUGUUAACUUGUUGAGCAAACAUAAUGUAGGAGUUUACCCUUUUGGCAUUAGGUUUUUUUGUUUUUGGCUCUCCUUACACAAGAAGAACAUAGAUUUUCAAAAGGUAGAGAGAGAGAGAGAGAGAGAGAGAGAGAGAGAGAAACAGGUUCUCUUCACACAAGGUUUUAGAAUUUGGCUACUUUUGUUGGAACUUUGCCUUUUUCUAUGAACCCUUCCUUUCUUUUGUGCCUCUUUUGAUGAAGUGAAGCUUGUUUCUAGCUCUCUCUCUCUCUCCCCCCUACGUUUAACCUUUUCAUCGAAGGGGAUUUUAACUCGAUUGGGAUCUCUAUGCAAUGCACUGCAGCAAGAUAUUUAAAGCCGUUGCAACCAAACAGUGGACUGGAUGGCUUGAAAAAAGAAGCAAGCACUUGUAUUAAAAAUAUCUGUUUCCCACUCAUUUAACAAGCACAUUAAUGUUUUCACCAGCUGUUUGAACUUCA